GUUAGUGUCCCUGUGAGGUGAAGACGACGCAGAGGACGGAAAUUCUGAAAUGAACGCGGUGGCCUUUGACGAUGUGGCUAUAAACUUCACCCGGGAAGAGUGGGCUUUGCUGGAUCCUUCCCAGAAGAAUCUCUACACAGAUGUGAUGCAGGAAGUCUUUAGGAACCUGACCUCUAUAGAAAACAUGAUGGAAGACCAGAACACUGAGGAUGAGGACAAAGAUCCUGAGACAAAUCUAAGGCACAUGAUAACCAACUCUGGAUACAACCUAUAUGAAAGUGAAGAAUAUUCUGAGGAGCCAUAUAAACCAUAUAGGAACUCUUUCAUUUCUCUUAUGAGUAUUCAAAGUCAUGUGAUAAUGGACACUGGAGGUAAACCUUAUAAAUGUAUGCUGUGUGGGAAAGCCUUUCAUUUCCCCAGUGAAUUCAGAAUACAUCUAAGAACUCACACAGGAGAGAAACCUUAUGAAUGUAAGCAGUGUGGUAAAGCUUUCAGUCAUUCCAGUUCCUUUCGAAAACAUGAAAGAACUCACACAGGAGAGAGGCCCUAUGUAUGUAAACAGUGUGGGAAAGCCUUCAAUUGUUCUGGUUCAAUCCGAAAACAUGAAAGAACUCAUACUGGAGAGAAGCCCUAUGAAUGUAAACAGUGUGGGAAAGCCUUCAAUUGUCCCAGUUACGUUCAAAUCCAUGAAAGAAGUCACACUGGAGAGAAGCCCUAUGAAUGUAAACAGUGUGAUAAAACAUUCAGUUGCUCUAGUUCCCUUCGGAAGCAUGAAAGAACUCACACUGGAGAGAAGCCCUACGAAUGCAAACAGUGUGGGAAAGCCUUCAGCUGUUCCAGUUCCUUUCGAAAACAUGAACGAACUCACACAGGGGAGAGGCCCUAUGAAUGUAAACAGUGUGGUAAGGCCUUCUUCUCUCUCACGAGUGUUCGAACGCACAUGAUAAAGCAUACUGGAAAUGGGCCUUUUAAAUGCAGUGUAUGUAAGGAAGUGUUUCCUUUUUCCAGUGUGUUUAGAAGACAUCAGACAUCUCAUGCUGGAAAGAAGCCCUAUGAAUGCAAACCCUGCAGCAAAUGGUUUAGUUCUCUCACUUCACUUCAAAUACAUGAAAGAACUCAUAACAGGGAGAAGCCCUACACAUGUAAGCAAUGUGGUAAAGCAUUCACCUGUCUCAGUUCCAUUCGAAAACAUGAACGAACUCACACUGGGGAAAAGUCCUAUCCGUGUAAACAGUGUGGGAAGUGGUUCAGUGCUUCCGGUUCUCUUCAAAUACAUGAACGAAUUCACAGUGGAGAAAAGCCCUAACAGUGUGGUAGGGCCUUCAGUCGGUCACUUCCAUUCGGGAACAUGAACAAACUCAUAGUGAGGAGAAACCCUGUGACUCUAAUGUGGGGAAGCCUUCACUUCCAGUUGAAAUUGAUUGCUAGACAGUCUUAUGAAUAUAAAUUCUGGUAAGUCCUUAUUUUCUCUCACAUAUUUUGAAUAAAAAUGAUAAAGCACACCAGAAGUGGACCUUUUAAUGUGAGGUGUGUCAAAAGGCCUUUCACAGUGCCAGUGUAUUUUUAUUUAGAACACAUCAAAUAACUCAUACAGGAAAGAAACCAUGUGAAUGUAAAAAAUGUGGUAAAUCCUUUACUGCUUCUUUUAUCCUUAAGACUGUAAGAGAAUUCAUGCUGGAGAGUAUCCCUAUUAAUGAAAGCAAUGGAGAAUUACUUAUUACAAUUGCCUUUGUACAGAGGAAUGAACUUGUACUGGAGAAACGUCCUUUGAGUACAAAUAAAUAUGGUAAAUAUCACAUUCCCAUUUGUCUUCAAAGGAACUAAAAUACUCCUUGGACAGUAAAUAAUCAGAAAGUGAUUAUAAGGAAUAUAAAAAAAGUUGUCUUGAUUUUUUUCAAGGACACAAAAAGAUCCCCACUGGGUAAUAACCCUAUUUAUAUGAGAAAAAUGCUAAAGGCUUCAGAUGCAGCAGCUCUUAGGUUGUGUGAAAGAAUACCCACAGGUGAAACACUGAAUAAGAAUGUGGGGGAAGCAUUUGAUUUUGCACUUUCCUUCAAAGACAUGAAAAGGACUGAGAAGGGAAAAAAGCCUAUAGCUCUAAGGAAUGUGGUUAAGCUUUCAAUUUUUACAGUUCUUUUUGAAAGGCAUUGAAGAACUCUGGGGAAAAGUCUGAGUGUGGGAAAUGUCAGAAGACCUUCAUUUUUCCAUUUCGUUCAGAGAUACUAAAGAACUCAUUUAGAAGAAGACUGUUGGGUACACAGGAAGUCCACUGCUUCAUUUCUCAUUGAAAGGCACAUGAUAAUGCACACUGGAGAUGGGCAGGCAUCAUACUGACUUUACAGUGUGAAAAUACUGCUUUUCUGGGUUAAAGCAUGGAAUGUGUUUUUUAUAUUAGAUGUAGUUUUGCAUUAUUUUGUUGAGACUUUUUAUAGCUGUAUUCAAAUAGAUUUGUGUAUCUUGGUAUAAUAUAGUAUUACUACAUACAGUGUAUGCAUGUGUAUAUGUGUAUCUGUGGGAUACAGCAUAGUUUGUACAUGAGUAGUAUAUAUUACAUAACUAGUUUAUAUAGUAAUUAAAAUAGAUGUAACCACUAUUUUACUACAUAAUAUUAGACCACAUUGGCUAUGCUAUUGCAGUCUUAUCAGUGUGUAGAAUAAAGUAUUGCAUUCA
Messenger RNA from Psammomys obesus (fat sand rat), 2670 nucleotides. RefSeq names its product zinc finger protein 709-like. The transcript has 4 exons. Gene Ontology annotation, biological process: negative regulation of transcription by RNA polymerase II; regulation of immune system process; regulation of cytokine production. Lineage: Eukaryota; Metazoa; Chordata; Mammalia; Rodentia; Muridae. The coding region runs from base 50 to 1306 and encodes 418 amino acids. The record is from RefSeq and is a predicted model, not a curated record.